Molecule: messenger RNA, 9269 nt
Organism: Wasmannia auropunctata (little fire ant)
Lineage: Eukaryota; Metazoa; Arthropoda; Insecta; Hymenoptera; Formicidae
Gene: RhoGAP15B
Exons: 14
Coding region: 4868-8662 (1264 amino acids)
Biological process (GO): signal transduction; positive regulation of GTPase activity
Molecular function (GO): GTPase activator activity; phosphatidylinositol-3,4,5-trisphosphate binding
Source: RefSeq, a predicted model, not a curated record
UUUUCAAGUCUAUGUUAAUUUUUUUGUCAAAACCUGCUUUAAUUUUAUGACCUAGUGUUCAAUUCCGAGAUGAAAAUUUUAUUUUUAGCAUCGCAUAGGGGCAAAUAACGCGAUAUAUUUGUACUUGAAACAGAUUCGAGCGAGAGCUCGCGAUACACUCGCGCGUACAUCGUGGCGGAUGCACGAGACUCGAUCGAAUCAGGCCAACGGUUAAUGAGAUCAAUAAAAGCACCGAGUUACGACACGACAUGUCGCGAGGACCCCGGCCGGGAUGGAAAGGUGCUAUUUUACGAAGAUUCGUUUUAACGUUACGUGUCUAGCAUAUAGUUCGCUCGCGCUGCACGAAUCGCUAUAAGUAUAAUUGUUAAGUAUACUUGUUAACACGAACACAUUGUUAUCGUUGCCUGAGUUGCCUGUUAUCGGUUUUUUCGUCAGUACUUACGGACUAAUGCAAUUUUAUGAUUACGCAAGUAUUAUAACGGAUAGAGAGUGUAUCGUGUAACGCGAGGUGAAGCCUAACGCGUUUUUGUUUUGCAGACGAUGACGACAUCCUCGUAGAGCUCCUGUAUCAUUGUACUCAUUUUACAUCACACAUCCUUAAAUUAUACUGAGGCUUCUAUUCGCUCCGUAACAUAUAGUAGGUACAGUACUUUUUUUUUUCGUUAAAGAGUAUAACUGUCACCUUCUGCAAAAUUCAAGCUCGUUGGACGUAUCCGUUCGCUAUUGAUACAAAUGUCCCGCGUUCGUUUCUCUCUUUAGGAUCCAAGAGACCAUCCCCGACGAUCGAUCACUUGCUCGUGCGAGGGAGGGGGGGGGGAGGAGAAGGGGAGAGAAAGCGAACGAGAUCGAUUGUAAUGGAAAUAUGUGUCAAUUUUUAAUGUAUCAUACAAAUACGUUAUAGUCGAUAAACGAUUUUUAACGGCGCCUCACGUAAAGUAGCACGGGAGAGAGGAUUACGUGCACCACGACACGCCACGAUGAUUCGUCGUCUCGUCGAGAGUGACAUUCUCGCGGAGAAUAUCAUUCUACUAUAUAGACGCUAUAGUCAUUACUACACAAUACUAUGAUAAACUACAAGGUAUACGAUGAUGCGAAGUCGGAGCUGCAUGGCAUAAGGUUUCACUCCCCCGGCAUAUUUUGACGCUUCACAUUCGAACACACAUUCGUUCGUCGAACGUUAAGUGAAUAUUUUUUUUUUCGAACUAGAACUUUAUUAUCACUAUACGACAUUCAGCGACUGAAUUUGUCCAGCUCAUUACACGUUAUCAUUGUCGGUAUUAUCUUCGCUAGAGGUAUCGCGAGUAACCGUAGAUCAUUCCGUGCCAAGUAGCAUAAAUUUUGAAAUAAGCCACAAUUACGAGCAAAUGUGAUUUAGAUUUUAAUUAAUUAUAUUACAUAAUUAUAUAUAUAUUAAAUAUUAAAUUAUAUUUUAUCUUUUAGGUAUACGGAUGACUACUAUAGUAGCCAAGAUGAUUACGAUUAUGCGUGGAAGUUGGUAAAAAGAAAAAAAAGAAAAACGUUUAUUCCGGAUUACAUAACGAUGUAGGCCCGUUCAUCCGAAAGCAGAUGGUUUAACCGGGUGUGCGCACAAUUCACUCGACUAUACUGACUCGACUGAACGAAAAUUAUAAGUUAUACACAUGCUGGUGUACUUAUACGUGCUACUUUGCUUUUGAUACAUAUAUCGGAAUAUUUUACAUUCGUAAAACGCAUUUACGGUGCGGCACUCUCUACGAUGCAACGGGUUUCUCGACUGCGACUUUUUAUAUGCAUGAUUUUACACAAUGCGCUUACCUUGACUGUUAAGAGAGGGCGACUUACUUUUUUCCAUUUCUUCCGCGCAUAUCUACAAUUACGUCGUUUCGAAGGUAUGCUGAGCGCAUUAGCACAUUCAGAAUAUUUAUCACGAAAUAGUUUAUCGUUGCGCGUCGCGACGCGCAUAAUUUACGUACAUCCAUAACGAAGGAGGUUUCUUGUUAAUUACAGGUCCGCAAUUUAGCGUGACUGGCUCCGUCCGCCGUUAGUAUUUACUUGGAGUGAUUAUUUAGUUUUCAUUUCGGUCACAAAAGUCAUAGCACAACUCGAAUAAAGCGCGCGUCCCGUACGGCGUACGUCAGGAAAAAAAACAAACCCGCGAAGAAUCUAUAUAUGUAAUAGGGAUAAAGGAAAGUUUCCCCGAGGACGCAAGGAUUUGCAAAGUCGGCGGGAAAUUUCGCGCGCGGCUGACACGCGGUCCUCUGGCGUUUCUCGCAGUAGUAUUUGCGAAAAUGUAGUUUUCCCGAUGAUAUAAGCGUGCGCGCCUAACGAGAACACCUCAUUUUAAUCGUAUCGUCCGAGCGAUCAGUCUCAGGUGCUACCGAGAUUUAUUCGCAUUAUUAUAAUUACGAGCUCAUAACUGAUAAGCAGCGGCGCCGUGCCGAUAUUACGAACAAAAAGAAAAUAAAUGCGUGCCAAAGUGACCCCCGAUUAUAAGGGAACGAACGAUGUUCUGCGGAAGGGAGAUACGCGAGGGGUGGAAGCUGCCUCGGAUGUGAAACGUGCGAUCAGAUUUCUUCGUUUGCAGAAAAUCGCGCAACUCGACUCCUUACAUUUCCGAGCCGAAUCUGAUAUUUUUUUAUCCGACCUACGGUGAAAGAGAUAAAAAAAUGCCUUAGGUAUUAAAAGUACUUUUAUCUCAAAACUCAAGAUAUAACCCAGAUAAUACGGAGCAUUGCUGCAAUAUUGCUGGAAUGUUCCAUGCUACCUGGGAGCUAAGUAUAUUAAAAUGUUUAGUCGGUAUAACGUAGACAAUUCUUUAAUUGAAUAGAAGUAUAAUUUCGAAGUUUUAGUUGUAUUAUUUGAUAAUCUUUUUUCUUAAGAAAAUUUUCUUUCCUCGUUUUUAUCUUUUAUUAUAAGUUUUUCUUUGUUUGUAGUUUCAAAGAUUCAGCAAAGAUCGCGAGUUUCGCAAAAGUCCGCAAACGCAGGGAUUUUCAGUCUCUGAUCGUCCGCUUCCGCGUUCGUUGCGAGCGUGAACUAGUUGUUACAAUCUUUUAAUUGUUGAAUUUUUGCUGUAGCAGUAAGUGUCUUAACGUAUACCUUAUAUAAACUACACGAUAAUAUAUUCUAUAUUAAUGUUUCUUAGAUUUAAAUCUAACAUGCCGGACGGACGUGUCUACGGCGAAUGUCGUCGUUUGCGCUUCUCUUAAGUGCUAAUUGUUGGAAUCUACGAAACAAAGCAACUCAGUUAUUUACGCCCGAGCCCGAGAUCUUAUCAACGACAUCGACGGGAUAAAGAAUGAGAGAGUCAAGUGUUUCAAUGCAAAGAUAUUGACCUACGAAUGACAACGUGGUUGCUUGGAACUGCUGCUGGCAUUUAUCGGAGGAAGUGAAACAUUCCGAACGCGGAGCUUCGCAGGAUUUUUAUUUGUAUUCAUGGUGCAGUUGUUACUUCUCCUUUAAUUAAGUAUCAAUUGAAAUGAUUCACAAUAUUGUGUGACGCUGGAUCUGUAAUUUGCAUUUAUUUUGUUAAGUAAAACAGUCAAUCCGGGAUUAUGGAACGUGAAUUAAAAUAUUUAAUCGCGUGGAAUUUGUAUAACUUUCAAUACAUGAUUCUACAUUAAGUUUAAAUGGGAUUUUCUAUAUUUAUUUAACUAAUUAGCAGAAUUUCGCUUUCAGGAUUGUACGACUUUGUAAACAGUUUAGCUACAAAAUGAAUAACACAUUCCACGUGCAGGAGCACUGGUGCCCGUUGCAAUUGGUGCCUGGCGAUGGCGUUGGCCUGCUCCCCUUCUCCGGCCUCUUUCCACCACCGAGAGGAGCACCGACGAUGGAUGUGUGGCAACGGAGAACGGAGCCGCGUCAGCCGCGUCAGUGCAUAGGCACGAGCUGUGCCGUCGGGUGGACGAGGACGCCGUCGUUCGGCCUCUUUUAUCUUAUCAUUUCUCACGUCCUCUUUAUCUUCGCGUACGUAAACGUCAGCAAUUCUACGCAAAAAUCAGACUCGGAACCGGCAAAAACCGCGACUUGGCAUCCCCGAGCGGGGGCAUCCUAAAAAUACACUCCGAAACGUCGAGAUCCACGAGGAGAAAGGAGAAGGCCUGUGCUCGCAAACUGUGAAAUCUACAGUUUGUUCAUUGUGUCUGUGUGCCUGCACCCGUCAAUGUGUACGUGCGUUAGAGCACACGCGCGCGUCUUUCUCCGCUUGUUGCCGCGCGCGCGAAGUGUCUCUUUAACUCAUUAAUCUCUCGGCCAGCGCGUACUAGGCUCUUAUUUUUCACGUAAAAAACUUAUUUUUACGACUCCUGAAAUUUUAAUUUUAUAUUUAAAAAAAACCGAACGUAUAUCGUAUAAUAAAAUAAUCAUUAAUUGUCAAAUGUUUCUAUCUUCAAAGGAGAUUCAAUAUAUUUGUUCUUAUUGUUUUGUAAAAAAAAAAAUAUUGCUAAUUUAUCAUAUCUUUCAUGAUUCAUUCAUGUAAAUGCGCGGUAUUUAUAUAUAGUUAAGUAUAAAUGUGAAAAAUGCAGAAAAGUGUGCAAUUUAGCAAUUUUUGCGUGAACAAGUAAUGAGUCACGUGCUAGUGAAAAAAAAAAUAGUGAAUACCCGCAUCGUGGACGGAAUAUAGACGAAUGAUCGUGAAACAGAUGCGAAUCCGCGUCGAGUUUUAGUUCGAAAGAAACUCUCGUAUAAAGCAAAAAAGAAAACGAAAUGCUGUGAUUUUAGAUAGGGGACUCACUGCGAGUAAACGGGAGCGGUGAUUCGUGAAAAGGAAGAGCUCCGCAGCAAGGAACAACCGGUACCGGUGACAGUAACAACGACGAGGAUCAAUGGUUAACAUCGGAGGAUAUCUACAAUUAUCUUACUGGAGCGACGCUACGCUGUGGAAGAAUCCGUGAUGGAGGUGAAGCCGAUACCAAAGCCGCGAUCGGUGAUGACCGAGAGCAAACCGAUACCGGCGCCCCGAAGACUCUUGCCGAUGACGACCUUGCCGUCGACUCACUCCAGCAGUCCGACCAGCGAAUCCAGCCAGUCUGAGAAGAGCGACGAUGUAAAGUCGACCAGCAGUACCAACGAGAAUACUCGCGGCAACCACGAGUUCUUCCGCAGCCUCAGCACGAGUUCGCGCCAAUUGAAGGAUGAGAUCUCGGAGAAGAUGACGGUGAAGGGACGCGCCGUUAUCUGCAGCACGCGGAACGCCAGCAUUCGGCUGGAGAAGUCGGUGAAGAAUCUGCUGACCCGGCGGCUGUCGUCCUUGAACCAGGACGACGUGGUCGGCCAGGGCGGCGUCCAGAAAAAGCUCAAAGAUCCGGCCGAGGAGGACAGAUGCGUGUCUAUGCCGGCCGACAACAUCUUCAGCAGCAUCUCGUUCUACAGUCCUCUGAGCGGCAACCUCAAGAGUGUGAAGAACGAGGAGGAUCUAUCCACUGGCGGCAGGCACAGCCCGCCACCUCCGGUUUAUCCGCCACCCCCGCUUCCGGACGAAUCUAUCUAUGACGAAUUGCAGUCCGUUACGUCGGGAAGCAGCGGCCGAUACGACACGCUCAGUUCUACGGUGUCCGACAAGAUCGAGCGAGAUUUUCCCGACUUCAACCACGGCUUCGCGCGGAAUCAGACUAGCGAUUCCGAUCAAAGUCUAAACUUGUCCGACGCCAAUGUAAGCUCAUCACUCGACAAGUCUGAAAUAUCUGCCAAAAGACUGUCGAGAUCAGACUCUUGGACCUUUUACGACACCACACCAAGCACGAGAGCUGACAGCGUCGACGAAGUGGACAGGAUAUCUAACGUGGAAGAAGAAAGUUUGGAGAAAUCUUUCGAGAAGAAAAUUUCACCAAUAGAUCGAACCUCUUGCGCGUCCUUCGAGAGCCAGGCUUCCAUCCAAAAUUCCCUCUACGAGAAUCUGUCACCAAAGGUCGACAGUCGGCAACAACCGACGGUGAUUCCCUCGGACACUAGAGUACAGAGCAGCAAGUCUGUACUCUUUGAGUUCGACCCGUUCGCGAGGACAUCCGAGGACGAGAACGUUUAUAGCAAUUACGAGAACAACGAUCUGAUGUUGCUCGAGACCUUGCUGGCUACCAACGACUUGCCCAGUAGCACCGAUAGCACGCUGGAAUUUCGCGAGAGCGCCGAGGAGGAGCAGGAGGACGAAGACUUGACGCAUCCCGGAAUCAAUUUGACACCCCCGGAACCACCCAAGAGAUUUGACUCCCUUCCUAAGAACGAGUACGACGUGGCGGAAGGUGUGGAGCAGCCCGACAAGGUCCAAGCCUCUAGCAAGAAUCCGCCUCUCUUGCCGAAGCUCGCGCAUUUGGUGACCAAAAAGCAGCCCGCUGUUCCUCCGAGGAAGCCUUCCAUGAAGGGUCCUCCGCUUCCUCAGCCGAAUGCGAGUACAACCGCGGUGGCAAUGACAACGACGACGCUUGCCAGUAACGACGAGGAGGGUGUUAGCAAUUCUUCUUCGGGGACGCCGAAGCUCGCCGAGGACAAUCGUAAAGUGAGCGUGAUACAAAAGUUAAAGAAACUGCGACAAGAGUCCACCGUGCACGGCAUCAAGCCUAAUGUGAUCAGUUUCGUUAAGAGUGGUAGUAAACUGUUAUCCAGGACUCGCGAACACAUCGGUGAGUCCGGCUCGAGGUCGCUGCGAAUGGAGAGGCCGAAGGUGAAUGUUCCGCACAAUCCGGUCACACACAGGGGAACAGUGUACAGGCCUGGAAUGGGUAUCGAGAGGGCCAAGGACCUCGUACCGAGAGCGGCACUGUUGCUCGAUCGGAAAUUAUCGUUCUACGCUGACAAGAGCAUGUCUACGCUGAAAGAGGUCGUGGAAUUAGAGACAGUACACAGUAUUCAUCUGCUUCAGGAUGUUAAGACCAUGGACGGCGAGACUGUGCAUUGCAUAGCGAUUAGCGGCGCGGGCAGACCGAGUGUGCACGUUUUCUACGCGAAAGGUGUCGCCGAGAGACGUAUCUGGGCCCAGAGAAUCCUCGAGGCGAGCACGCCGAUCUUCUCCACGAAGUACACCGCUGAAUUCACCCGAGCAGGUUGGGCUUACUUGAAGGAAAGUGUAACAGGUACGUGGUUCUCGGCUUGGCUUCUCUUGCAACAAAGAACAUUGACUUACACGAAAAUCUUAGAAUCUGCGAAUUUUGCCGUGAAUUUUGAACACGUGGACCUGCGGAAAGCGCGCUGCAUCGUGUUGCGAGAUCAAGAAGGGCCGAUUGCCGGAUGCGGGGUUGUUCCAGUGGUAGUUGUGGAUGCCGGGGCUAGCGGCGCCCUGCACAUCGCCACGUCGGGAGCCCACGAGGCGACCGCAUGGCGACACGCGCUUUAUCAAGCGGCUACGAACUGCGGCCCUGCUUUAGACCAACAGCAGAUUACGCAGGACAAUGUGCCCGUCAUCUUGGACAAAUGCGUCAACUUUAUCUAUGCCCAUGGUAUGAUGACUGAGGGUAUUUAUCGUCGCAGCGGAUCGAGCAGUGCCGUAGUAAAGUUAUUAGAGGCUUUCAGACGAGAUGCAUGGGCUACGCAAAUAACGCGAAAUUUGUACACGGAACACGACGUCGCCACGGUUCUUAGAAGAUUUCUCCGGGAUUUACCGGACCCAUUGUUCCCUCCUAAUAUACACGACCGACUCUGUCUUGCUUCAGAAUCGACCAGCGAGGAAAAUCGAGUGGCGACUUAUCGGAAAUUAUUGUCCACCCUGAAUCCCAUAACGUCGGCGACGCUCCGCCGGAUCCUAGCGCAUCUUCACGGUCUCAGUCAGCAGAGCGCCAGAAACCUGAUGACCGUCGAAAAUCUUUCGGCGGUCUGGGGCCCGACUCUGAUGCACGCCGGUGAGAAUAGCGCCGAGGAGUGGAACCGGACGGAGAUCAAGGUCGUCGGUGAUCUCAUCAAGCUGUAUCCGAAACUUUAUCAAUUGUCGUCGGCCGACCUGGCCAAGGAAGCGAAGAUGUUGGAGAUUCUGGAAAAACAUCAUGUGUCCAACAAUGGACCGCGAGGUGCGCCGUCGGGAGACCUCAAGGUCUGGAUAUACAUUUUGUCGCCGAACGGAGAGUGCGUGAACGUCACCAUCGGGCCUCAAAAGACUGCGUUCGACGUUUGCCGAGAACUCGCCGAGAAAACCAACUUACCGUCUCACGAGCUAUGCUUAGAAGAGUAUACUCUGUCCGGUGCGCUGGAACGGCCGUUGCAUCACAACGAACGUGUCUUGGAAGCAGUGGCGAGAUGGGGAUACUGGGACUCGGAUGAUAGGAAGGAUAAUACCCUCAUUCUCAGAAAAGACCGAUUAUACAAGGAUAUCAUACCUCUGGUAAAGCCGCCUAUGACGAUCUCCGGCGAACUUAAAUUUGCGGACACCAAGACAAAGAACCUGAAGACUUACCUUUUCGAGUUCAGCCAGGCGAAGCUCUACUGUUACAAGGAUAAGGUGUGCUCCGUGAAAGUUCACGAGUGGAAGAUAGAAGAUAUCAUUUGGUACUUGGGACACGAGCCUAAACGCAAUCCACAAAUGGGCUGGUCCAUCACAUUUAUCACAAAGAACAAGAAACCAACGAGAUGUAAGGACAGUCCAUAUUUCGGGAAUAUUUUAGCGGGCACGUCCAAGGACGAGCAGUAUAGAUGGUUAGCGGCUAUGGUCUUUGGGGAAUAUCAAUUAAAUCUGCGGCCUUCUGCAGUGAAUCUUAUGGAUCCAUGACCGAUUAAAGCCGAUUGAAUUAUAAGCCACUUAGUGCCUCCCCCCCCUCCCCCCAAAGUGAUCGAUAAGUGAUACUUUCUUCUAUAAAUCGCGACUCCGAACAAAAUUGUAUAAAUAUGUGCAUAGUGUCGAUUAAAAGAAAUGAUAGCUUAAUAUUUUAUAGUUUACAAUUUUAUAGUUUUUUAAAUCAUAGUAUACUAAAAAGUCUGAUCUCGUCUAACAAACGCUUAUGUAAAUUGAAUUAUUCUGUUACUGCAAACUUGUCGACUAGUGUGACGAAUAGAAACGUCAUACAAUCAUAGUUAAAAAUCAAUGAUGCUGUGAAAAUCUACAAUUAAUUAACAGGGAUGUUAAUUAUCGAUAAUGUGACGAAUUAUGGAAUAACAUGCCAUAAUAAAUCAUUUAUAUGAAAAUAAAAUUAACGCGAGAUGAAAUAUGCUCAAUGAUGCAACUCAAUAUUAUCUUUUUACGACAUUUUAGACAAUUUAAAAUAUUAUUUUGAUUUACAGUUAUAUAUAAAUAACCAUUAUAUCCAUAUUUAAACAUAGACAUUUGUAUGACAUAAAUUAAAUAUCAAAAUAAAAUAUCGAAUAUUUUUGUAUUAAAA